UGCUAAUAAAAUGGUUCCGUUUAAAAUUUCACAAAACGAAAAGCCAAAACCAAGAAACAGAACCUGAAAUCAAUUUGGGGUUUCAUUUCCACACAUCUCUACCUCUCUCUUUUGCCUGAGGAGGUGUUCAAGCACCUCUUCGGAUUCAUUUGUUCUCGCUAAUUUCUCUAGGAUUUGUCUCUCCAAUGGCGUCCGAAAUCUUCAAUGACAAGAACGUUGUUUUCAGAAAACUGAAAGCAAAGUCAGAAAACAAGAUGUGUUUCGAUUGCAAUGCAAAGAACCCAACUUGGGCUUCGGUUACAUAUGGGAUCUUUCUCUGCAUCGAUUGCUCGGCCGCUCACCGCAGUCUCGGCGUUCACAUCAGCUUUGUUAGAUCCACAAAUUUAGACUCAUGGACUCCUGAACAGCUUAGAACGAUGAGCUUCGGUGGAAACAACCGCGCACAGGUUUUCUUUAAGCAGCAUGGAUGGACGGAUGGAGGCAAAAUUGAGGCAAAAUAUACAUCAAGAGCUGCCGAUUUAUACAGGCAGAUGCUUUCUAAAGAAGUUGCCAAAAGUAUGGCAGAAGAGGCAGGUCUUCCGUCAUCACCUGUUGCAUCUCAGUCAGGACAAGCAUCUAAUGGGCUUCCUGAUGUCAAGACCAGUGAAGCUCCAAAAGAAACAUCUUUAGCAAGGAAAGAAACCCCUGAAGUCUCUGCUCCCCCGAAAGCCCCCCAUACAUUUGUUACCAGUACUGUCAAGAAGCCUCUUGGUGCUAAGAAAACUGGGAAGACUGGGGGGCUUGGUGCUCGCAAACUUACUACAAAGUCAAGUGAAAGCCUGUACGAUCAGAAACCCGAAGAACCUGUUAUACCAGUGCCUUCCUCAACUAACAGCACUCCAACAACAGCUGGCUCGUCCUUUGCAUCUCGUUUUGAGUAUGUAGAAAUUGUCCAAAAUCCUGAGACGAAUCCCAAUGGCGCUCAUGUAAUUAGUCAUAUUGCUCCACCAAAGUCAUCAAAUUUCUUUGCAGAUUUUGGAAUGGACAGUAGUUUUCCCAAGAGAACUAGUUCAAAUUCCUCCAAAGUUCAAAUUCAGGAAACUGAUGAAGCGAGGAAGAAAUUCACAAAUGCAAAAUCGAUCUCUUCCGCACAAUUUUUUGGUGAUCAGAACAAAUCUGCUGAUGUUGAUGCUCAAGCCUCCUUGCAGAAGUUCUCGGGUUCCGCUGCCAUCUCUAGUGCUGAUCUAUUUGGUGACAGGGAUGAUAAUUUGCCCCUUGAUCUUACGGCAAGUGACCUUAUCAACCGACUGUCUUUUCAGGCACAACAGGAUAUCUCUUCCCUAAAAAACAUUGCGGGAGAGACCGGGAAGAAGCUUAGCUCCUUGGCAUCCAAUUUAAUGACUGAUCUUCAGGACAGAAUCCUCUAAUGUUGAUAUGCGUUGUCUUUAUUUGUUAAAGUACACCAGCCAUUAUCAUAUGUAGUGAUUGUAAAGAAGAGUUCAUAAAAUUCUUUUAAAGACAAAUAAGACUUAUCAAAAUUCUCCAGGCUUAAGAAGAGUGGCUGGUGUUUUAUUUUGUAGCACAGGUAUUGUUCUGAGAUUUGAUCAUAUGCGUUCUUGUUUCUGUAAACCACCAUAACAUUACUGCUUUGUGUCAAGAGAACAAGGCAAAGGAUACUGUAUUCUGUUAAAACUUUGAUUUGUCCUUGAGGUUUUGAUCA
Prunus mume (Japanese apricot) is the source of this 1699-nucleotide messenger RNA. Its product is annotated as putative ADP-ribosylation factor GTPase-activating protein AGD8. The record is from RefSeq and is a predicted model, not a curated record. Gene Ontology annotation, biological process: COPI coating of Golgi vesicle. NCBI's taxonomy places the organism in Eukaryota, Viridiplantae, Streptophyta, Magnoliopsida, Rosales, Rosaceae. Gene Ontology annotation, molecular function: GTPase activator activity.